GUGUGUUUUAAUAUUAUGAAUGAAAAGUUUUAGGCUCAAAAGUAGCAAAAUAUGGAAUAAAAAGGUUUAUAAAAGAUGUAAUUAAAAAAUACAUUAUUUGCGCUAUCUUGAGAAUAUAAACAAAAUAGAAAAUAUUUAUUUACACUUUCUGCUAAAGAGCUGGUAUUCUUUUUUACAUUUUAAUGGCAGGCGUAAACUUCAAAGAUAAAUUAUAACGCGCGUAAUAAAGUACUAGCAAUGACGCGGUAACGAAUUUUCAAGUGUAAACAUAGAUAUUUCAAAUAUAAACACAGACUUUUUAUUAUUUUCUAUCGCGAGCAUGAAACUAUCAUCGAGUUAAUCGCAAGCUAAUCAGUUAACAAUUUAAAACGGUUGGCGAAAUAUAAUUAUGGAACAUAUCAUUAAAAUUUCGAAAGACGUUAAGCUUUGUUUAGAAGGUAUAGAGCCUAUAUUGUGGGAGCUAAAGAGCUAUUUGUUUAAAAGUAAUCAAUUUGGAGAAGUUCAGGAAAUAUCAGACCAUUUGUCGCGAUUUAUAUCAGAUUAUCAUCCGGAUAAGUACGAUCAUAGAGCAGCGGAUUGGUUAUUUGUGUUGAAUACCAUGAAUUUUGCUCUCCGGAAUCCAAAGGGUACCAAACAAUGGACAGUUAAUAAAUUAACUGGAUAUCAAGCAUUGUGUGCUGCUAUCAAAAGAGCGAUUGAUAACAAUAUGCCAAUAUGGGAUUCAAAAUAUUAUAUAAAAUUAACACGAUAUAAUCUCGAAAACAUUUUUAAAAGUGAUGAUGGAGAAACUAACAUUCCACUUAUACAUGAAAGACUUGAAAUUUUGCAUGAAGUUGGAACAGUUUUGUUGAGAAAAUUUCAAGGUAGUUUCAUUCGAUGUAUCCAAUUAUGUAAUCGCGAUCCACUUAAAUUGUUAGGAUUAAUUGUGUGUGAAUUCGUAUCAUAUAAUGACGCACCAUUAUAUGAUGGUAAGAAAGUUGAUCUAUACACCAAGGCUCAGAUAUUGCUAAGUGAUAUAUGGGUUUGUUUUAAGGGACACGAACUCGGUUUUAAUUAUAAUAUAAAUGUGAUGUGUUCUAUAAUAUUCGUCGAUGCUCGAGUUUCUCAAAUUCUUCGUCAUUUUAAACUUCUUAAAUAUAGUACGGAACUCAUGAACAAAUUAGAAAACAACGAACCGUUGAAGUACGGGAGUACAGAGGAAAUAGAGAUACGUAUUUUCUCAAUCUGCGUUAUUAAAUCACUAGCUGAAGAAAUACAAAAAAUAUAUCAUUUCUCUAUUGUUUUUGUGUGA
Molecule: messenger RNA, 1291 nt
Organism: Camponotus floridanus (Florida carpenter ant)
Lineage: Eukaryota; Metazoa; Arthropoda; Insecta; Hymenoptera; Formicidae
Product: queuosine salvage protein
Exons: 7
Coding region: 389-1291 (300 amino acids)
Source: RefSeq, a predicted model, not a curated record